Messenger RNA from Carya illinoinensis, 894 nucleotides. Its product is annotated as protein FAR1-RELATED SEQUENCE 5-like. The record is from RefSeq and is a predicted model, not a curated record. Lineage: Eukaryota; Viridiplantae; Streptophyta; Magnoliopsida; Fagales; Juglandaceae. The transcript has a single exon. Bases 1 to 894 code for a protein of 297 amino acids.
AUGGCUUAUUAUAAGCAUUAUGGAAAACAAAGUUUUCCAGUUAUGACACAAAGGAGUAAAAGAAAGAAGGAUGAGACUAUCAAAUAUGUUACUCUAGAAUGUGCUCGUGGUGGUAAGGCAUGGAAUAAGACGUCAAAUGUUUCGAAGCCUUGGCCAACAAGCAAGAUAGACUGCAGGGCAAGGAUGAAUGUGAUGUUCAAGAAUGAGAAGUUAUGUAUCACAUUAGUUUUUAAUACACACAAUCAUGUAUUCAGUUCAAGAAAAGCAAGAUUUUUCAGAUGCAACAGAGAAGUUAAUAAGUCAGUUAGGAGGGUGUUUGAUACAAAUGAUCAGGUUGGCAUACAGAUGAAUAAGAGCUUCCAAGCUCUUGUAACUGAGGCAGUUGGAUUUGAGAGUGUACCAUUUGGGGAAAAAUAUUGUCGUAACUAUAUUGAUAAGGCACGACUCUUGCGUCUUGGUAAACAUGGUGCUCAAGCACUGUUGGAAUAUUUUAGAAGGAUGCAAUACAAGAAUGGUGAUUUUUUCGACAUCAUGGAGGUGGAUGAUGAGGAUAGGAUGAGAAAUGUGUUUUGGGCGGAUGCCCGUAGUAGAGAGGCCUAUAACUAUUUUGGAGAUGUGGUAACAUUCGAUACCACAUACUUGAUAAAUAGGUAUGGCAUGCCAUUUGCACCUUUCGUGGGUGUAAACCACCAUAGACAAUCAAUUCUUUUGAGUGCAAGCCUUAUUCCAAGUGAGGAUACAAAAUCAUUUGUAUGGUUAUUUAAAAGUUGGCUUGAUUGCAUAUAUAGAAAAGCGCAAAAUGCUAUUAUUACAGAUCAAGAUCGCGCAAUGAAAAAUGUGAUCACCAUUAUUUUCCCAACACGCGAUAUAGAUAUUUCUUGUGGCACAUAUUGA